UAUAAAAACUAAAGUAAAAUCUAAAGCCUUCAGUUAAGUACAACAACUGCAAUAAACACAACAACAACUACAGCUACCACUACUACAACAAAAGCAACUGUAACAAGAUGUCAGACGGUAUCGAAGUUGAACAAAUGGUUGAAUCCAAACCAAGAAGGAUGCCAAUGGCCACAUCAUUAGACAAGGAUGCCAUACGUGAAGCCUAUGAAGAUGUACGAUCUGAUCUCACUGACACAGAAUGGGCCGUUUUCAAAUUUGAUGGUGCACAAAUACUUUGCUCUGCCCGUGGCCAAUGUUUCGAAGAGUUUCGCCAGCAAUUUGGUGACAAUGAAAGGGCCUUUGGCUACAUUCGCAUACAGAUGGGCGAUGAAAUGUCCAAGAGAAAAAAGUUCAUAUUCUUGACAUGGAUUGGUCAGGAUGUGGGUGUCAUACAAAGAGCUAAAAUGUCCACGGAUAAGGCUAUAAUCAAGGAUGUCUUAAAUAACUUUGCUGUCGAACUGCAGGCAGGUGCUGAUACUGAAUUGGAUAUUGAACUGUUCCGUGAUGCUUUAAAUCGUGCCGGUGGUGCUAAUUAUGGUACUGGUGUUCGUAAUUUUUAAUUUAACCCCCCAACCAACCCCAACAAAAUUCUUAAAAUUCCCCUACAUAAAAUUUCCUUUUCUCUCAAUUUAAUAAUAUUUGAUAACAAAAACCUCAACAACAAAGAAAUAUAAACAAAAAACAAACAGAACCAAUUUUUUAAAAAAAAUAAAACUGCAACUUUUAGUGUUAGAAAAGAGAGCAAAAUAGUUUUUUUCGUUUUAAAUAUUAAACAUUUUUUAAGCGUUUAAGUGAGCAAAAUGUUGCAAUAAAAGUCCUGAUUAGCUUCUAAGUGUAUUUAAGACAUUAAAUUUUUAAAUGAUACAUUUUUUUUUGUGUUUAUGUUUUGUUUGAAAUCAUUCAAUAAUCGUGUUUUUUUCCAAUACUUCACUUUUCUUUCUCUUUUUCGUAUUUCUUUAAACUAUGUAUUAUUAAUUGAUACUUAAUAAUAAUUUCGCAUUGUAUUUUCUCAUAAUUGUAAUUUUUAUGGUAUUUUUAAUAAAAUUUCUCUUUUAAAAAAUGUAUUUUUAAUAAAAUUAAAACAAAAAAUGAAAUAAAAAGUCAAAUAAAUUCUAAUGAAAA
Molecule: messenger RNA, 1161 nt
Organism: Calliphora vicina (urban bluebottle blowfly)
Lineage: Eukaryota; Metazoa; Arthropoda; Insecta; Diptera; Calliphoridae
Product: coactosin-like protein
Exons: 4
Coding region: 108-599 (163 amino acids)
Biological process (GO): regulation of actin filament polymerization
Cellular component (GO): actin filament; cortical actin cytoskeleton; site of polarized growth
Molecular function (GO): actin filament binding
Source: RefSeq, a predicted model, not a curated record